AAUAAAAAGUCUGGGGAAAGAUCAAAAUCCCAAAAAGCAAAUUUGGACCUAAAUCAAGUGAAAGAACAUGGUGUAUUGUUUGAGUGUGUUCCUGAUAGCUGUACUGACCAAAAGAAACCCGAUUCCACUAUAAUGUACUGGGUGGUAGGGAGGCUCUUCCUAGAUCCAAAACCUCGGGAAUUUUAUGUCUGUUUUCAUGACUCAGUCACAGAGGUUGCUGUUGAAUUGGCUUUUAAGUUAUCAUUUGGUUUAGCUGUAUAGAUAAACAUAUCUGCAAUUUUUCAUUUUCUACGUCGCACAAAACAGAAGUAUUAACAUUGUGGUUUUGUUUGAGGUGCUCUUUAAAAUAUUCUCUAAAAUCAGUUAUUUAAUAGAAAAAAAUUCAAACAUUUAUAACAUUAUUUAUGAAAGUCAUUCCUUUCAGAAGACUGGGUGUUAUGAUAUUAUGUAUUAAUUAUACAUUAUAUGUAAAUAUUACGUAUAGAAUCAAUGAUCAAAAUAUAUACACACAGCCACAUUUUUUUCCUUAAAGCCAUAUCCUUGGAAGAUGCACCUGUAGAACUUGCAAACAAUCUCAUUCAUUAUGCAGUUAGGUCAGAGAAUUCUAUUAUGUAUGCACUUUUUUGGACUUUAUUUAAAGAGUACAAUGUAAUGCUUGCAUAUUAUGUCCAAGGCAGGGAACUGUUUUAUUUCAGCUUAGUAUGGAGUUUAAGAUCAAAAUAGGUAGAUACCAAAACUAGAGUUCAAAACUUCAGAUGAUCAACAUGGUUUUAUCAGAAAUAAAGGAAAAAAAUCUUAGUUUUUGCUGUCAUCUAAUGAUUGUUCAGAUCUGGUGGCCUUAACAAAAUGGAUUCCUUAAAACUUGCAGAAAAUUUAUAUGCGAAUUCUUAGGGGAGAUAGUUUACCUUACAUUAAAUGGAUAUAGUACUUUGUGAUACAAAAAGAAGUUAUAUUUAUAUUUAGAAAAUAUGUGUUAUAAAAUAAAACUGAAAGUUUCCUGGUACUUUGAAGCAAAUGGGGAAUUGUCCAUUUCGUUUCAGAAAAUGUUAUAUGACUUUUUUACAAUAAAGGAA
Protobothrops mucrosquamatus (brown spotted pit viper) is the source of this 1073-nucleotide messenger RNA. RefSeq names its product protein inturned-like. Gene Ontology annotation, cellular component: cytoplasm; cilium. NCBI's taxonomy places the organism in Eukaryota, Metazoa, Chordata, Lepidosauria, Squamata, Viperidae. The record is from RefSeq and is a predicted model, not a curated record. Gene Ontology annotation, biological process: vesicle-mediated transport; cilium assembly; nervous system development.